GGGAGUGGUGCGGCUGACGCAGACAGUGGGGACUUGUGUCUAUGUUGUUCAGCCGUGCCGUGCCUCUGUGGAGAGAGGGCCAAGGAGCGGUCCUGAGCAACCGGUAGUUGCAACAACAGGAGUAGGAUGGGCAAGAAAAAGAAGGCAGAGAGCACCUCCGAGCCAUACGGGGAACCAGCCAAAUAUGAUCCGACUUUCAGGGGUCCAAUCAAAAACAGGAGUUGCACUGACAUCCUCUGCUGCGUGCUGUUUAUGGUCUUCAUUGUGGGUUACAUGAUCGUGGGGAUAUUGGCCUGGUUAUAUGGAGACCCACGUGAAGUGAUCUAUCCCAGGAACUCCACUGGCUUGUACUGUGGCAUUGGCACUAAUGAGGAUAAACCCUAUGUCUUCUACUUUGACAUCCUGAAAUGUGCCUCUCCGACAGGCAUCCUGGCCUCUGCCCUCAAUGGCCUUCAGUGUCCAACAACUCAGGUCUGUGUUUCGCAAUGUCCCAAUAAAUUCUGGCUUCCAGUAACAUCAUUUGUAUCAGGAAUUUCGCCUUCAAUUGUCUUCGAACAGGAAUACUGCAAUCCUUCCAUUGACCUGACAACGACCACCCUGACACCACAAGAUAUUUUGCUGAAAGAACUGUGUCCAAAAUACACAAUUCCAAGCACACCGUUCCUUGGUCGGUGUGUGCCAAAGAUAGGUGGUGUGUUCCCUGCCAACUUUACCCUUAAUGAUGUUGACGAUGCCAAUGAGACAGCUGAAGAGGUGAAAACUGCUGUUGGGGAUUUGUUGGGUAGCUUCAAUGCCAGGGAGGUGGGGAUGAGGAUUUUUGAAGAUUUUACCAAGUCCUGGUACUGGAUAUUAAUUGGCCUGGUAAUUGCUAUGCUAGUGAGUCUGCUGUUCAUGGUACUCUUGAGGUUCCUGGCAGGAAUUCUGGUCUGGAUCAUGAUCAUUGCCCUGGUUGUUGUCAUUGGUUACGGGAUCUGGCACAGCUACUGGGAGUAUGAUAGUCUCAACAAGCAAGGGGCGACCAUCGCGUCUAUCGGAUUCACCACAGAUAUCCGGGUCUACGGACAAGUCAAGGAGACCUGGCUGGCUGUAUUGAUCAUCCUGGCUGUCCUGGAGGUUAUCAUCCUGCUGCUCCUGAUCUUCCUGCGGAAGAGAAUCCUUAUUGCAAUCGCGCUCAUCAAAGAGGCCAGCAAGGCGAUUGGUCAUAUCAUGUCAUCACUACUUUAUCCCUUAGUCACCUUUGUCCUACUGCUGAUUUGUGUGGCUUACUGGGGAUUGACUGCUCUAUAUCUGGCCACAUCAGGGCAGCCACUGUAUCGGGUGGUGAACUUGGGCCAGUCAACUCCCAGCUGCGAUGCCAUCCCUGGCAAUGAAACCUGUGACCCCUUGUCCUUCAAUGCCUCCAAGUACAACUGUGAGGGGGUGAAGUGUGCCUUCUACAAGUACAACGACGAGGGAAUCUUACAGCGGAACCUCUUCAACCUCCAGAUCUACAACAUCGUUGGCUUCUUAUGGUGCAUGAACUUUGUCCUCGCACUGGGCCAGUGCACCCUGGCCGGGGCUUUUGCCUCCUAUUACUGGGCCUUCAAGAAACCAGCGGACAUUCCCUAUUUUGCAGUCUCUAGUUCCUUCAUGCGCUCCCUCAGGUAUCACACUGGCUCUCUGGCCUUUGGAGCACUGAUCCUAACCAUUGUCCAGCUCAUAAGAAUUAUCCUGGAAUACUUGGAUCACAAGCUGAAACAUUACCAUAAUCCCUUUACCAAAUUCCUGUUGUGUUGUCUUAAGUGUUGCUUCUGGUGUCUGGAGAAAUUUAUCAAGUUCAUAAAUCGUAACGCCUACAUCAUGAUCGCUGUCUACGGUAAGAAUUUCUGUGUGUCAGCCAAAAAUGCAUUCAAGCUCUUGAUGAGGAAUGUGGUCAGGGUGGUGGUGCUGGACAAGAUCACAGACCUGCUGCUGCUUUUUGGGAAGCUCCUUGUUGUUGGUGGUGUAGGUGUUUUGGCAUUUUUCUUCUUCACUGGACGGAUAAAAAUUCCUAACCCGACAUUCCAGGUUCCUACCUUGAACUAUUAUUGGGUGCCAAUACUGACUCUGGUAGUCGGCUCCUAUAUGAUUGCCCACGGGUUCUUCAGUGUUUACAAUAUGUGCGUCGACACGCUGUUCCUCUGCUUCUUGGAGGAUCUCGAAAGGAACGACGGCUCGGCGGAAAAGCCUUACUACAUGCCCUCAUCCCUGAUGAAAAUUCUCAAUAAGAAAAACAAACCCGUCAAAUCCAAGGAGAAGAAAUAAGCUCCCGGCCGCCUGCAAGUUCAGACGUUGUAAGACGGUUGAACGCCAUUCGUUACUACUUUUAUGUUCAAGGGGAAGAGAGCAGACUUGGGGAGGGUUAACCGAAAGACUUCCAGAAGAAUCCUACUCCCUUCCUCCCUCCCUCUCUGGGUGUAGAUCAACAGCCCCAUCGUGGAAUAGAUUAGAAAUAACAUGGGGAUUCUUUCCACUUCUGUAAAUGAACGGGAUUGCACCUCCGCGUUUCGGGAUCUCCCCAUCCUGGCAAUUUUCCCUUCCCUUGCCAGUUCUGAUAAAAGGGAUUCUACUGGCACACACUCUUGGCACCUUAAUAACUACGUUCAGGAUUGGCUCGGUGAUGCCCUCCAGAGCCCAUAAGCUGCUUAAAGUAUGUUUUUAAUUUUAUUUAACAUUGGUUGGCCCACGGAUAUUAUUGAGUCAGACCUCCCUGACCUUAAUAUUUACAACUUGUGCCUUUUGGGGAAAAAAAAACUUUUUUUUUUCCUGAAGUAAAUUGUACUAAAUGCACUCUAUCUCUCCUCUCUAACAUUCCCUCAUUUCCUGUCACUCACCCUCUCUCUCAUUUAUAUGGAUAAGACAAUAUUCUGAUUGAUUUAGGUCACAAACAGUGUUCCCACAUGUACCAUCCUCAUUAUGGAAAAUUUUUCUCUUGUUAUAAGACCAGCCUGAGCCCUCAGUACAUGGAGGAGCUUGACAGCAGCCUAAGCCAGGCAGGAAGUCCUUGACGUCUGAACCUGAGACAGCACCAAUGUGAAAUCUCACCCCCCCAUAUACACCAUAUUUUAAAUGUGCAUUUUCACUUCCUUCCUUUCCUCUUUUUGCCUAUUUCCUCCCUUCCAUAACCCUCCCUCCAGUUUCCUUCCUUCCCCCCUCCCUAUAUUGAGCAUCUGCUUCCUCCCUCCAUUCCCUUCCCCUAUGCCUCCAGCCUUCCCUCUCUUCUCAGUCACCUGAGAUCUGAAGGGUAGGGGUCAGUUUAUAACCUACUCCUUUUGAUAGUUGUGUUGCAUUGAGCCAAGUCAAGGGCUAGCAGAGAAACAGGAAAUUAAGACAAGCCCAGGACAAGAGCGGUGUUCAGACCCCAAUGUAAUGUCGACCAUGUCACGAUAAACAGUGUUGUACAAUGUCUCUGUUAAUGCCACCAUGUUACAUUAUAGUCCCAGUGGGAUCAAUGUAGAGAAAAGGAUGGGAGGGGACAAUGUGCUGUGCACAUCCCCUUUAAUCUUCCAGGAGCCCCUAUAGCUGGACCAGAUCUAGAGCUCUGUGAAUGCCAAGCCUUCUCCAGUCUCUGCCUUUAUUUACCCUCUGGUGCUAAGGGAAGGUGAUGAUGUGAAGUGGCACCUUGGUACUGCAGUUAUUGGCCUUUGUUCAGCUCAGUCCCACUUUGGGGGCCACAAGAGUUUGCCUGACAUUGUCUCAUAUGGACUCAUUCUCUGCAAUGGACUGAAUAGCUGUAGCUGGAUUUCGGUGAACAGCAACCACAAAAAGGAAUGAUUUUCAAAGUCUGCCCUUGGGCCUGAGACAGGAACUGAAUGCCCUUAGGGCUGUGGUGGCAAGAUCAGUCAGCCGGUAAUUGAGUCUGUGCUGCUCUGAUGUCUGACUCCCCCUUAACGCCCAAAUCACCCAGUCUUGUAAUGUUCACUGGAUAUUAAAUCCCUUUGUUUCCUCCGCCUUUUCAGGGGGUGGGAGAGGUAUGUUCUGUCAAUGUAAUUUCCCACCUUUCAAAGGUCGGAACAAAAUUUCUGGAUAUAUUAUCAAAGCCAAACAAAAUCCAUCUGCAAGCGUUGCAGUUAGUCUUAGGCUCAAUCAACAGUUGGACUCACCGACAGCUUCAGAUGUCUCCCAUCUGAGGCAAAUGUUUUUUUUUUCUGUGCAACAAGCAAAAAGGUAACCCUUCUGAUUUUUUUCAUUCUAUCUCUCUGUGUUGGGGUGAUUCUUCACAGGGCAUGUGGCUUGUCAUCUGGUGAGGGAAUGAGUGAGGAGGGGGCUCCCUUGUUUCCUGUUGUUGAGCAUUCAGUUAAGAGCCUGUACCAGUGACUAAUCUUCCCAGCCCCAAGGUCACUGGCUUCACUAACCCAGCACCAGCUGUUUGGUGUCACUGAGCUCUGCACCAUGCUGAGGCUCCACACAUUAUUGAAGGGUGCGACUUUGAUUAUUUAUUUGAUUGUUUUACACAAUUUAUCCAACAAAGAACAUUUUGUUCAAAUUCUUGUUCUUCCCCCAUCAAACCCCAAUCCAUAUGAUGGUAACAGUUGUGAAGCCCAUUUAUAUUAGUGUUAAUAGCAAUCUCCUUGGGCUGUUUGUGAUUUUACUGCUGGGUUCCAACAUGCUUUAAAUACAAUUCUGAAGAAUUCCUAAUUGGUAUGAAAAUCGGAUUUUUAAAAAUACUUAAAUGUUUAAGUUAAAGCAAAACCUUCAGGGUAACCUUGUCUGUUAGAUUGGCUGGCUGGACAUCUGAUUUGCACUGCAGGGUGACACUAACAGCGCGGGUUCAAUUCCUGCAUGAGAUAAGGCUACAGUGAAGGUCCCAACUCCUCAGUCUUAUCCCUCAUUUAAGGUGUGAUGACCCUUGGGAUAAACCACAACAGUCACCCCUCUCCAACGAGAGACCAGCUUCUCUACGACUACAGUGACAUGACCUUUACCAACUCCAAGCUGAGUGACUUCCAAUUGAAUGAAAAUUUCUGGGUGGGUUUGGGAAAUGGGGAAUGCAGACCGUGUGCGUUUUGUAGUUACCCUACACUCCCGUCAUGAUCAAUCAGAAUACUUUCUUUUCCCCCCUUUUUCUCUCUCUGUCUCUCUACCUCUGUAUCUCAGUUUCUGGUAUCCAACCGUGAUUGCACUUUGAGAUUCUUUAAGCAGCCAGUGAUUUGAAGAAGGGGGAACAGGGUCUUCCCUCUUAAUCUUGUUUUUGGGGGGUAGGGAGGAGGGUUUGUUGUAAUGAAUUGACACUCUGGCACUUCAACCUGUUCACUGAGGAGGCUAAUGAUAGCAGCAGGGCCUGAAGUCUGCAUGAAGCCACUUCCUGGAACAGACUGCUGGGCUUGUCCACACACUGAGCACAGUAACCUGUGUUCCAGUGUCUGAAUUGUCUUUAACAUGUGCCUUGGAGGUGACAGGGUUGAGGGAUGGUGUUUCUCAGGUGGAAUGGGGUUUCUCAGGUUAUCUCUGAGCCAAAUUGUGAUGACCCAGUCUGGACCUCGGUGCCUUUGACACUUUUUGGAUUAAAUUUACAAUCCGGUUGAUGUAAUUGUUAUUUUCCAUUGUUUUAAGAUGUGUCUUGUACAUCUCUCUGCUUGACGAGCUGAGGACAAUUUGCUUCUGGACAAAAUAAUUUGGAUGACACUAAGCGAGACCUGAGCUCGGUGGAAAAUCCUUUCAGAUUUUAGAUUAUGAUCAUGAGUGGACUGAGAGUUGACUGAAUGUCAGAAUGGGAUUGUGCUGCAGCCCAAUGCUCAUCGUGAGAGGUCCUUUACUAUCCAAAUCGCUGCUCAUGAUUUUUAUACCAUGCUAAUUACUUCUAAAGAUGAACAAAGUGAAUUUUAUAUGAAAGCUUAACAUUUUUAAUUGCUGUGCAUUGGACAUGAGUGAGUCAUGUGAAUUAUGGUGUCAGCUUCCAAAACUGAGCAGCUGGAAUAAUCAUGUUUCUCUUUAAACAUCUUAACUGUUUUUUUUUUCUCUCCUCCACCCCAUUAUGAUAAACAGUGGUCUGCAGUCACUCACUGGAUAGUGACCUCCUAGAUCCUGUAACUCAAUGGUUUAAUCUGAAUGGCACUUUUCUGAAUGAGAAAUCAAAUGUUUGCAAACAGUAUUGGAGUUAAUAUCCAGGCUGUAAACCCUGAUUCUCCAGCACUUUCUCACAACAUCAUUGCACUAGACUACGGACUGGUUCAGUCAUUUUGCUUAGACUGGAUUUAGCUGUUGAUCAGUUUGUUUUCACAGAUGUUUCAUAGCUCUGUUAAUAAAGAUAAUUGUGAAUGAU
Chiloscyllium plagiosum (whitespotted bambooshark) is the source of this 6280-nucleotide messenger RNA. It is a transcript of the gene slc44a4, whose product is annotated as solute carrier family 44 member 4. Gene Ontology annotation, molecular function: thiamine pyrophosphate transmembrane transporter activity. Lineage: Eukaryota; Metazoa; Chordata; Chondrichthyes; Orectolobiformes; Hemiscylliidae. Gene Ontology annotation, cellular component: plasma membrane. The record is from RefSeq and is a predicted model, not a curated record. Gene Ontology annotation, biological process: choline transport; thiamine pyrophosphate transmembrane transport.